Molecule: messenger RNA, 1484 nt
Organism: Musca vetustissima
Lineage: Eukaryota; Metazoa; Arthropoda; Insecta; Diptera; Muscidae
Product: protein croquemort
Exons: 5
Coding region: 1-1473 (490 amino acids)
Cellular component (GO): cytoplasm; membrane
Molecular function (GO): scavenger receptor activity
Source: RefSeq, a predicted model, not a curated record
AUGUGUUGCAAUUGUUGCAGUGUCACCCAACGCAAGGCCUGGGUAUAUGGUUCGGGUACCAUAACAGCUGCCCUGGGCAUUUUACUACUUGUUAUGUGGCCCAGCUGGUCGGAAACCCUCGUCAAUAAUAAUCUAAUCUUGGUCCCAGGCAGUGAAAGCUAUGACAGUUGGAUCGAAGCUCCCAUACCCAUUUAUCUCAGUUUCUAUAUGUUCAAUUGGACCAAUCCCGAAGAAGUCAAUAAUCCCAAUGUAAAGCCAAAUUUUGUUGAAUUGGGUCCCUAUGUUUAUUUAGAGAAGCAUCACAAGGAGAAUUUAACACAUCACGACAAUGGCACGGUGACCUACUAUGAAAGGCGUACCUGGUAUUUUGAUGCGGAGAGGUCAAAUGGCCGUGAGGAUGAUUUGAUUACCACAGCGCAUCCCAUUACAGCUACCGUUGCCGAUGAAAUGCGCCACUCUAACAAAUUAAUUAAAAAAGUCAUCAAUUUCAUGUUGAAUCGUGAGGGUGGCAUGUUGUACACAACAAAAAAGGCUGGCGAUUGGAUAUUCCACGGCUAUGAGGAUAGACUUAUUGAUUUCCUGAAUCUUUUCAAUACCUCCAAAAUUAAUAUCCCCUAUACGAAAUUUGCCUGGUUGGCUGAUCGUAAUCAAUCCUUGGAUUAUGAUGGUUCAUUUACCAUUUACACGGGUGAAACAGACCUUUCGAAAUUGGGCGAACUGACACAUUGGAAUAAUAAUAAUGAAACUGGCUGGUAUCCGGCACCAUGUGGCACUGUGAAUGGCACGACCGGAGAUUCUUUCCCACCCCAUCUAGAUGUUAAGGAGGAGUUAACUCUCUUCGUUACGGACACUUGUCGUUUUAUGAAUCUAAAACCGAAUGGUACAAUUGAACGUUUUGGUCUAACGGCCACUGAAUGGGUUGGCACCGAGGAGACUCUAGAUUCGGGAGAGAAUUUCCCCAAUCAACAAUGUUUCUGUGAUCCCAAAAUGGAGGUGUGUCCCAAAACGGGUGUGGUAGAUUGUAAGAAAUGUCGUGAAAAUGCUCCCAUCUAUGCCUCAUUCCCUCACUUCUAUUUGGCCGAUGAAUCGUAUAGAAAUGCCAUUACCGGUAUGAAUCCUGAUUAUGAGAAGCACAGAUUCCGUGUUGCCGUCGAACCAACCACUGGUAUUCCAUUGCAAAUUGAUGGUCGUGUUCAAAUUAAUUUAAUGAUAACACGUGAUAAAGAUUAUGAUAUUUAUCGCAAUGUCAAUGAAUUCCUGAUGCCCCUAUUUUGGUUUGAACAAUCCGCUCCAUUGACAGAGGAAUUUGCCAAAAAAGCUAAGCUCCUAAUCAAUUUGGAAUCCUAUGGUCGCUACCUUGGCAUUGCCCUAACAUGUUUGGGUGGUAUUUUCUUCAUCACCGGCAUUACUUUGACAUUGACAAAACGUUGGAAACGUUCGGCCAACGAUGAUGAGGAUAUGUUAACCAAUUAAAAACAAAAAAA